Torulaspora globosa is the source of this 1530-nucleotide messenger RNA. It is a transcript of the gene VPS17, whose product is annotated as retromer subunit VPS17. The transcript has a single exon. Gene Ontology annotation, biological process: intracellular protein transport; retrograde transport, endosome to Golgi. Gene Ontology annotation, molecular function: phosphatidylinositol-3-phosphate binding. NCBI's taxonomy places the organism in Eukaryota, Fungi, Ascomycota, Saccharomycetes, Saccharomycetales, Saccharomycetaceae. Gene Ontology annotation, cellular component: retromer, tubulation complex; retromer complex; endosome. The record is from RefSeq and is a predicted model, not a curated record. Bases 1 to 1530 code for a protein of 509 amino acids.
AUGGAACCAUACGAGCCGGCGGACGAUAUGGUAGAUAACAAUCCGUUUGGCGAGCCGGUUGAGCAACCGGAGGCCCAGGAACAGCGGGAAGAAGGGCAGGAAGAGGUGGAGCCGGCGCAGGAACCGGGGAGCGGUGCUGAACAGAUCGAUCUGCUGCCGGAGAGGACAAAGAGUGGCAAGUACAGGUUGCUUGUCAAAGUGACUGCGUUGGAGCGCGUUGGGAACGUCACAAGCAAGAGGGAGAACCCGGUAGUCGUGUUUGAUGUGUCGACGAACGUGCCCACGUUUCGCAAGAGUCAGCACCGCAAGGUCAGGAAGACAGCGGACGAGUUCAGGCAACUUUUCAAAUUCCUGAACGGGGCAAUUCAGGAGUCGUUCAUCGCUUCCCUGCCUCCAACCUACACGAGCUUGGGGAUCAAUAACGAGGAGGAUUACACGCAGACAAUGGGCAGGUUCCAGCAGUGGUUCAACAGGAUCUGCGACGAUCCGCUGGUGGUGAGGAACGAAGAAGUGGCGUUCUUCAUCGAGAGCGAUUUUGGUUCGUAUUCGCCCAUCAGCGAGUCGAAGUUACCGGCGUCCGGGCUCAGGAGAAAGACUUUGAAACAGCUAAGUCCGCCCUACGAUGAAGUGGUGGAGUUGGCAGAGUUCAGACCGUUGGUGAAGUCUGUACAUUGGGUCUCUCAGGAUAUUCAGGCCAAGCUUGCCAAGGUUUGCAAGGGCAGAAAAAUCUUGGCACAGGAGGAAAAUGCGCUUGGCCAGGGUUUCGUUGCCUUGCACGAAGACCAACAGCUGUACAAGAAUUUUGGCAAGGUGCUGACGGCGAACGGCGACAUCGAUAGCAUAAUGGCUACUCUAGACCUUGGUACGUUGCACGACGGGCUGGAAUGGAUUGUACGGGACACCUACGUAGUGAAGGAAGCAUUGACAAACAGACACCUGAUCAUGAGAGAUUUGCUUCAAGCGCAGCAAACCUCCAAGAUGAGACAGGAGCGGGCAAGAAAGCUAAGGGCAAAGAGAGAUAUAAGCCCACUGAAGGUCGACGAAGCAUUGCGCCAACUCAAGGCUGCCACGCGUGAUGAAAGUGAGCUCACCGUCAAACUACAGCGGAUCACUGCAAAUAUGUGCAUAGAAAAAAACUUGUGGCUCUCAUGGUUCGAAGAUUUCCUAUCUUCUUCCAUACGCGACUACACAAUGCGCAAGAUAGAAUAUGAACGCAAGAAGCUCUCUUUACUCGAGAGGAUACGCUCUGAUGUCCGCAAGGCGGACACAAAAGGCGGCUUGUCACGUCUGGGACGUGAAGCCUCUCUCGCAAAGAUGAAACAGGACAGACAGCUCUCGCAGACACUCGACGGAGAUAACUGGACCGGUGACGUGCGUCGUCGCUCCCAGGUCCAGUUCGAUAAGCUCUCGCAAACAGAGUUCGAUAAGGCAUUGAACUUGCAAGAACCAAGCAGCCAACGAGAUCUACAUGACAAGUCGUCGCUAGACGCCCGCCAUGCGGCCAUCAUGCUAGGUUUGCCAACUUUCUAA